AUGAGUGAACAUAUCUUAUUCAAAGAAGAAAUUUCUUGUUCGAUUAUAAAAGUAGCUAAUGAGCAAAAGGUGGUGCGUUGGGAAGACCUAAUUAAUGAUUUGGCGGAAUUGAUAAAAGAAAAUUACAAUGGCAAAAGCGUCAAAGUUUACCGUGGCGAUUGGAAAAGAAAAAUCAAAGUUAUUGUAAAAUCCAUGGGAUUUAAACUUGAACAAUUUAAUGAUGACAUAUUUGUCCCCUUGGAAACCACAAAAAAUAUAGAGUCGUCCAAAGGCUCACACUAUACACUAUCAGCAUCUGAAAAGCAACGAGUUGUCGACCUCUAUGACAACAUCGCUGAAAAAUGGGUUCUGUCAACAGGCAAGAUUGUCGACGAUGAAAUGAAGAAAUUGGCAGAGAAGUGUUGCUAUGAGCAUCCUGUGCACUCUAUGAUUCUGGACGCAGAUGAUCCCAUUUGGAGAAGUUACUUCACAAUUGCUGAAUUAAAUGAAAUCAAAUCAUUUCGUGUAAAAAGCUUACCAGACAUUCCUGAGGACAUCCAAGAAUACCUAAAUGAGUAUAAUAAAGAGUGGAAUUCAGGAAAAGAGCUCUAUGAGUAUGCUGAUAGUCAAAAGCACAAUCCCAUUGCUCAAUUCAAUCACAAAUGGAUUUGCCAAAGCAUAUUACAAGCAUCAGAGCUAUUUCUAUACGAAGAUACAUUGACUUUGAACGAAUAUUCUGAGGCAGAUCUUCUGCAUGAAGUAUGGCCCUUCGUUUACAAAGCCUUCAAAAAUGGUGGAAUUAAAGCGGCUCUUGGUGAAAAGUCAAGUGUUGCAGUCACGUUGGGUAGAAAUAAGGAAAGAGGUUUAGAAGCAGUAGAAAGAAGAACAAGAAAAGCAAUGGGAGCAAGGGUCGAUAUACUUUUUAAAGUAUUGAGCAAAGAGCUUGUUUCAGGCGAAGUUGGAAAAAGUAAAAUUACCGCAGUUGACGAUAAAUAUCUCAACGAUGGUCUUAGCAAACUGCCGAAGACACUACGCGAUAUGCUCUCUCUCCUUGUUGAUGAAAACCCAAUGCAAGUGAAUAAUCUUGCAACAAUUGGGUUUUUGAUGAUGGGAUUGAGCAUAGAACUUUUUGUAAUGGAUAUCCCUGUUGGUUAUUACAUAACCCGAAUUUUAAGAACGCAAAAACUUGAAUUUCCCAACAGUAUCAAUACGUUUGCUAUUGACUUUAUCCCUCUCCUGGAAGUUGUCUGGAAGGGUAAAGAAUCUAUGAAAAGCGUCGUUAAAAUCUUAAGCAACAGAAAACGAAAGGCUGCUGAACUGCGUACUUCUGUGGAUAAUAAUUAUGUACUAUUACCUCCAUCUUUCGUUCGUAAUUCUUAUGCCUAA
This is a messenger RNA of Rhizopus microsporus ATCC 52813, 1365 nucleotides long. RefSeq lists its product as uncharacterized. Lineage: Eukaryota; Fungi; Mucoromycota; Mucoromycetes; Mucorales; Rhizopodaceae. Bases 1 to 1365 code for a protein of 454 amino acids. The record is from RefSeq and is a predicted model, not a curated record. The transcript is spliced from 3 exons.